Molecule: messenger RNA, 1242 nt
Organism: Trichoderma atroviride IMI 206040
Lineage: Eukaryota; Fungi; Ascomycota; Sordariomycetes; Hypocreales; Hypocreaceae
Biological process (GO): mannosyl-inositol phosphorylceramide biosynthetic process
Molecular function (GO): mannosyltransferase activity
Source: RefSeq, a predicted model, not a curated record
AUGAAGUAUCUGAGGCUGCCGAGGCUGACCAAGAUGGCCGUCUUCCUGCUUCUGGUGGUUGACCUGGCCAUCGUGGGAAUGCUUGUUUACACACUCGAGCCUCUCAUCACUCUCCUGCGCAGAAACGAGGAGUUGUUUACGCCCACAGUCACCCUGCCUCUCAACGGCACCGCGAGCGCGUCGUCCUACUCUGGCGAUCUGAGCCGGCAAAAGAUUCCUCGCAUUCUGCACCAGACCACCAAGAACAGCACGAUUCCCGAGAAAUGGAUCAAAUCGCAGCAGAGCUGCAUGGAAACCUAUUCGGACUUUGAGUACAAGCUGUGGACCGACGAGUUGGCUCGCGACUUCAUCUCUUCCGAAUAUCCUUGGUUCGUGGACAACUGGGACGGCUACGCAUUCCCCAUCCAGCGCGCCGAUGCCAUCCGCUACUUCGUUCUGCACCACUAUGGAGGCAUCUACCUCGACAUGGACACCUUCUGCAACGAGCCCAUCCCUCUUGAGCAGCUCGAGGCUGGCCCGUCGCCCCAUUACGCUCUCUUCAAGUCAACGCUGCCAACCGGUGUCACCAAUGAUUUUAUGAUUUCGACCGCACGACACCCCGCUUACGCAGCCGCCGUCUCCAAGCUGCCAUUCUUUUACGACAUCACCCGAUUUUGGGCUGAAAUCCAGCCCUAUGCCAACAUUAUGAUGUCUUCUGGCCCGCUGUUCCUCAGUCUCGUGGUCAAAGACUACUUGCUUGGGCAGCCCUCUUUGCCUUCGCCGACGGUAGAGGUCAUCCAUCCUUCUGAACUGGAGUCGUACAUUACCGAUCUCGAGAGUGCUACAUGGCACAAGGCAGACGCUCAUGCCUUGAUGUGGCUAGGAACUCGACCAUGGACUUGGUUCUUGGGUGGAGCGAUAGCGCUACUCGCCAUUUUGUACUUGAUCAACUACUUGCUGCUGAUAACCUGUGAAGCUUUUCUUCGCAAGGUUCCCUCCAUCACGUAUGCCAUCAAAGAGAGCAAGUUGGCAUAAGGCGGGGAUUGCUUUUUGUUUUGAGUAUAUUCGUGUACAUAUACAUCUUGGCGAUACUGGUUGCAUCUUUUCACACUGAGAAUCAAAUGGGUCUGAUUUACGACAUGGAGUAUAUUUUGGGGGGCAAUCAAGGACGGUGCUACGGAAUAACGAUCAAGAUCUGCGAAACACUCAAUAGGAGUCGGAUCAUAUUAUACUACCUAAUUCAAUGACAAAAUUUCAAGCAUA